Messenger RNA from Diuraphis noxia (Russian wheat aphid), 837 nucleotides. RefSeq lists its product as uncharacterized. The record is from RefSeq and is a predicted model, not a curated record. Lineage: Eukaryota; Metazoa; Arthropoda; Insecta; Hemiptera; Aphididae.
AUGUGUAAUUUACGUUUCAGUGGUGACACGAGACAUGUCAUUUAUUUAGACGAGACUUGGAUGGACCAGAACCAUUCAAGAAACCAUAUUUGGCAAAACGAUAUGGAUAGCGAAGGAUUUAAAGUAACAACCGGUAAAGGCCGUCGUCUGAUUGUAUUCCAUGCUGGAGCAGCUAAAUUUGGAUUCAUAUGUGGCUCAAAAUUAAUUUUAAAAAAUUCUAAAAAUGACGGUGACUACCACUCACAGAUGAAUAGUCAAAUAUUUCAUGACUGGUUUCAAAAUAUGAUGCAACUAUUGGACGAACCAUGUGUCAUUGUUAUGGAUAAUGCACCAUAUCACAGUGUACUAGUGGAGAAUGUGCCGAAAUCAAAUACAAAAAAAUCCGAUGUUCAAGAGUGGUUAUCCGAAAAAGGCAUCGAUUUUUCUCUUACAGAAACCUUGGCGGAACUAAGAGAAAAAGUAAAAAUGGCAAAACCGCGUGAAAAACGAGACCAGUUGAACGAGUUGGCAUAUCAAAUGGGGCGUGAAGUGAUCAGACUUCCGCCUUAUCACUGCCAAUACAACCCGAUUGAACUAAUUUGGGCGCAGGUAAAAGGUAAAGUCGCAACCAAAAAUACAACAUUUAAAAUAGCCGACGUCGAAAAACUUAUGCACGAAGCCAUAGAUGCAGUUACCUCAGAGAAUUGGGAAAAAUGUGUAAGACACGCAGAACAACUACAAAAUAAAGAUUUUGAAAAAGAAGGAUUCAGAGAUUGCAUAUUGGAACCCAUCAAGUUAGAGAUAACCUGGGUGUAUACCGUAAGUGUCAAACUGUUAUGGAUAGUGGCUCGCAGAUGA